CGAGCCGCCCGCGCGAGUGGUCAGCUCCGGCCGCCCCCGCCCCCGCCCCGGUCGCCAACGAUCUCUGGUGCUCAGACGUGAGACAAACUGUGAGACGGCCACCAUGUGGCAGAAACUGGACGAAUUCUUCACCCAAAAGUGCUGCCUGUCAUGUGGGAAAUCGGCUUUAGAAACGGCUCCGUCUGUGCGCAUUGAGCUGGUGCCCCCGGGCCACCGGCCGACUCAGCACACUGGUGGUGUCUACCAGAAUGGCUACUUGCCUCAGAACGGAGUCCAUCAAAAUGGAUACCUGCCCCAGAACGGAGUCCACCAGAAUGGCUACCUGCCUCAGAACGGCGUCCAUCAGAACGGCUCUGUGCCGAACGGCUACCCGCCGCACCAUCAGCACCAGCACCAGCCGCCGCCGGCCAUCCACCGAACCAAGCCGGCGCCGCCGCCGCCCGAUGUAUACGGCAGCGGCCCGCCGGCUGGUCAGACGGGCCCCUCCGUACCGGCCGGUCAGCGCGCCGGCUGGGCGCGGUCCGGUCAGCCGCCGCCGCCGCAGGCCGCCCUGACCCUGCCGCGCCCUCCCGGAGGCAGCGGGGGGCCGCAGCGGCCACCACCGGCCGCCGCGUCUGCAGCGACUCUGCCCUCCCAGUACCGCAGCCGCAGUCAGAGCAACGACGGCGCCCGGCAGCCGCCGCCGCCGCCGCCGCCAGCACCACCGGCACCACCGCCACCGCCAGUUCAGCACCAGCAGCACCAACACCACCAGCAGCAGCAGCAGCAGCAGCAGCAGCAGCCUCAGCAGAACAACCCGACGCCGACUCGGGGAGGUGCUCCGCCGCCAGAGACGGGCUUCAUCUCGGACCUGAAGGCGGGUGACCUGCUGGGCCGCAGUAACGAGGAACUGGUACUGCUGCUGAUCCAGCUCCGGAGGCAGAGCACCGCCAUCGCUACCGCCCAGGACCGCGCCCGGCAGCAGCUCAACUCGGCGACGUCUGCACCGCUGCCCGAGGGACCCCAGCGGGAGGCGGCCCUGCUGAACAUUGACAGACUGCGCUCGCAGAUCAGGGAACUCGACAAACAGCACGAGCUGACGCGGCCGCUUAUCAGCCUGGUGGACAACAUGCUGAAGCUAUCGUCACUGUACGAGGCGCCGCCCCCGGACGGGCCCUCCGUGCAGGAGCGGCGCCGCUUCUCGCAGCGCGUCGAGGAGCGCCGAAUGCUGCGCGAGGAGCGCCGGCACUGGCACGCCAUCGCCGGACAACCGUUCGACAUGCAGGCCCGCGUUGACCGACUGUUCAGCCUGGACCGUCAGCUGACCCAGCAGGCUGCCGACAUCCAGCGCCUCAGGGCAGACAAGGACCGCCUGGAGCGUCGGAUCGAGCUGACUCGCCAGGAGGCCGGCCGCGCGCCUCUGCGGGACUCGGAGCGGCUCCUGAUGCAGCAGAGGGCGCUGCAGCAGGAGCUGGGCCAGGUCCGGGCGGCGCUGACCUCCAGUGCCAGGAGUCUGGAGGACACGGCGGCGGAGAACAGCCGUCUGGAGCGGGAGAUGAUGAUGCUCCGACAGCGCCUGCAGACGGUGAUGACGGAAAACAGCGGACCGGAGACGCUGCGCAGCCAGGAGGUGCGCGCCCUGGAGGCGGAGCUGCAGCGCGUGCAGAGUCUGAUCGACGACCUGGCGGUGCGGCGGGAACAGCUCAGUCGCCAGGUGACGGCGCUCACCCAGCCGCCGGAGCCGACCGCCCGGCCGCGCCGGCACCACCAGGCCAGCUGGAUAGAGACGGACCUCGACUCGAUGGUCACAGUGGCUGGAGGACGGGCUGCCGCCUUCGACAAGGACCAGCCGCUGUUUGUCAACACGUACUACGAACAUCAGCCGUUGGUCCGUGGCCACGAGGCGCCUCCUCCGCCGGCUCCCAGCGGCCACCACACGCUGCCGGCGCGGCCCUCACGUGCGGCCGCCGAGCGGCGCCGACACGCCUCGGGACCGGCACCCCGAGAGCCCUCCCCUCCAGGCCUGGGCGCCGACGAUCCAGCCGCCGGGGACAAGGUAUCACUGGACAGCGGACUCAACAGCUCCUCACCGACCGACAACAGCCACCAGUCUCUGGUGCAGCCGGACGGUCCGACCAGCAGUGACACCCUGCCCGGGAGCUGGCCGAGCAGCCAGCUGGAGUCGCGCGCGCUCGGCGGCGAGCCGGAGUACCGCGGUACACAGACUCAGACUGGAGAGUACCGUGGUACGCAGACGCAUACCGGCGAGUACCACGGUACGAGGGUAAGGGGAUCGGAGUAUCAGGCCACACAAACGCUGAUCUCAGAGAAUAGGAGUGGUACGGUGCGCGGUCCGGAACAGCCCCGGAAGAAUGAGUACCCGGCGCACCAGGAGCGGGCUCAGUAUCACCAGCACCAGCCGCCACACCAGCACCACAAGCAAAGCCAGCAGCACCAACAGCAGAACCAGCAGCAGGUCUGGCGGGAGUCCUCUGAGCACCGGGGUGGCCAGUCCAGAAGCGAAUAUCACAACUACCAGCCAACGGCGGGCGGUGCUCCAGACCGACGCACAGAGCAAAGCCGACCGGUGAGCCGCGGACAGUCGCGCUCUGACUACCACGAGUACCGCUCCCCCGGCGUUCACCACCCGACCGCGGGGCAGCACCCGAAUCAGCAUCCUCCUCAGCACCCAGGUCAGCACCCAACUCAGCAUCCGGCUCAGCACCCAGCUCAACCGCGUGGCUGGCACCCGCCGCCGCCGGAUUCAUCCCGUGCCCGGCCCGGACAGGAGCGGCCGCCGCCGCCAGCCUGGUAUGAGACCGACGCCAGCCGGCCGCCGCCGCCGCAGCCGCGUCAGCCGCCGGCUCCGCGCCCUCAGAUGGGUCACGGCGGCCCGCCGGGGUAUGGCUCACCGGAGGACCGCCACAGAGGCCGCUCUCCGGGUCCCGUCACCCAGCAGCCGGGGCCGCGCUCCGCGGGGUAUUCAGAUAGAAGCAGAGCUGGCGCCGACCAGGAGAAAUUUCGCCACCGUGAGCAACAGCAGCAGACGUUUCGUCAGCACGACUCGAGAGAGCUCCGCUCCAAGGAGUAUGGAAGCGGCGAGCAGCGGGACUUUUGCGGUGUCGGGGAGUCGCCCUACGGAUAUCACGGCGGAGAACGCCAGGGAUUUCGAGGACCACCGACUGAGGAGACCUUUCGUCGGCCCGUGGACGGACCAGGACCUCGUCAAUCCAACAACGACCACCCGCACAACAAACUGCCCCACAACCCCCAACAACAACAACAAUAUCACCAGCAGUAUCAGCAACACCAUCAACAACAACACCCUCAGCACCAGCAGCCAGGACACCCGGCGGGGUUUUCCCGAGGAGGUGAGCGCUCAGGGCACCCUCAGCCCCAACCGGCGCCGCGGGUCGGUCCCCCCGAGCAGCAGCAACCUACCGCCGCGCGGAACCUGGCCGGCGUGCACCAGCCUGGCACCACCGGCUCCUCUGCACCACCUCCACCACGGCACCAGUACAUGAACGUGGCCCCGGCGGCGGCCGGUGGAGGCCAGGCGAGGGUCGGAGGAGCGGAUGGAAGGGAGUCGGCACCGCCAGAGUCAGCGGUGGGCGAGCAGUCGGCGCAGGACCAGCCGAGGGAGAGGGAUGAACCGCAGGAGCUGUCCGAGGCCGACGAGAGGAUGCAGCGGUUCUACGGAAUCAUACCAAAGGAGAAACUGGAAAUCAAGACCGUGCGUAUUGUGAAGCGUGAAUCUCAGCUCCGUCAAAAGGACAAGUCCCGACGAGGUAUGGACGAAUCCGAGCUGACCUCUGUCGGGGAGGCUGAUAACCAGGAGGGUGACAGCGAGUCGCCAGAGAACAUCAUUGAGCAGGACGCUGUGCUCUCUCAGUUUCGGCGGGCGCUGUCGCUGCCCCGUGGCUACGACCGACGGUCCAAGGCGUCUCAGGAUGCCAUCAGCCGGAUACCCAACUUUCGCCACCAGAUGCUGAAACGCAUGGUGGAUCGGUCCCCGUCUACCGACCGCCUGUCGGCGCACGAGCGGCUGUUCGGCUCCAACCCGAGCCUGCCGGCCGGCGGGGGAGGCACAGCGACCUCCAGCGGGGACAGCGUCCAGCAGGGACCCGCCUCGCCCGUGUUCAAAUCGGACGCCGCGCGCCGUAUUGUGGAGGAGCUCCAGGGCCCGGAGCAGUACCGGCGCGCCCGACCUCGGCCGAAGAGACGGCACUUUACCAUCAGCAGCAGUCGGCCUGUGCACCACGAGGCCGCCGCGCCCUCGCCCAAACUGCUGUCCCGCUCAGCGGACGACAUGGACAUGGAGCGGGCGCUGGGCGAGUCGGGCGGCACGCCGGACGUGGUCAAGUCGUCGCUGACACGCACCGAUCCGCGGUUCGACGCCGACACCAUCGACACGCUGCUGGGCACGCCGCAGAAGAUCCUCAUCCCCGAGAGAUACGUCCCAGAGCUGGAGGUGGAGCCCAUCUCUGUGGAGGAGCGACUGCAGCGGAGCAGAAAGGCUGCCUCCAUCCGACGGAUGCUGACACAGAGCACCGGCUUCCUGGACUCUAUCGGAACCGCCGACCACCAGGGUCCGUCUCCGCGCGGCUCUGUUGUCACCGAGAAGCUGCAGCGGGCGCAUAUUCUCCAGCUGAAUGAGAUCCUGGCCCGCCAGGUGACGGAGAAAAGCAAACGCGUGGCCGUGUCGACGUCGGUGCACUAAGUCGACCAGCGGCACGAUAGGAGAAAAACAAACAGUGGAGGCCCUGGCCACCAUGGAGCGUCCGCGCCGUGCCAAGGAGGACGACUCUCCUCCGCCGGAGCUGCCCAUCACUCAGCAGAGGGACAGCUACCUGACCUGACGCCACCCGGCCGCCGGCUGAGCGGUCACGGCGCCGGGACCUGGCCAGGGGCCGGGGGACAGCUGCAGGCCUCCACAGCUGGCUGGGCUGAGAUACACUUUAUCAGCAGCUGACACACCAAAUGUACGACUGAAAUGAGGGGCGCGUUUUAAGGACGUGUUGUACGGCCAUUUUGUGACCGGUGGUAUAUAAUAUUUGUGGUGUGAUCAGCGCUUUAUUCCGACUAUUCGGCGCUAGUUCCUGCAUGUGGCGGUCGUUUCCCGCCAUGUUAACGGUCACAUUUGCGCGCGGCCGUCCGCUCCCGCCAUCGCUGUCCGGCGACGAGAGCGGCACGGACGCGCGCGCCGGGCCCACUCUGUCUGUCCCACAUUCCAGCGCGCCGGCCGCCGACCGCCGGCGCUGUGAUAUUGCCCGUCGGCGGCCGCCCCCGCCCCCGCCCGGCGGCGCGCGCGAGUCUUCCCGGCGCACCCCGCCGGAGAGGACCGACCGCAGCUCAGAGACACGCUGUGGCGGGCUGCGGCUACUCUCUGACCGCCAUAGUUUUGUAUGGAGUUGUGAGAGUCUGAACGACGAACGACCAUUUUAGUGUUUUUCACUCGCUCCUUGACAAAUUAUUUUGUGCUUGUACAAAGUGGAUUUGUGAGUGCGUGUACGGUUGUCGUUACUGGCGGUGUGGCAGCCCUCUCAGCACAUUCUCAUUGUUUAUGCCAUAUAGCUAUUACCAGUACUGUUGGGAGGAAUGGAAAGAGAGAGAUGAGAUUGUUCAGCGGCCGCUGUUAGCGCCGCCUGUCGACGCCACAGAGAACUAAUACAUGUAUGUAUUGGU
Molecule: messenger RNA, 5664 nt
Organism: Amphibalanus amphitrite
Lineage: Eukaryota; Metazoa; Arthropoda; Thecostraca; Balanomorpha; Balanidae
Product: bromodomain-containing protein 4B-like
Exons: 17
Coding region: 104-4699 (1531 amino acids)
Source: RefSeq, a predicted model, not a curated record